AACGGUCACAUUAUCUCAAAAUACAAAUAAUUCCCCAUUCCAAAACAAGAACAAGAAUCAGAUUCCAAAACCUUCAACCUCGUCCUUCAACAUUCAACAAAACAUGAACAACGCCACGCAGCUUCAAGUGUGGAACAACGCCGCAUUCGACGACCACGACCCCUUCCUCCCCAUCAACACUUCUUGGUCCUCUUCCGACUGCACCAAGGAAAACCUCAGCCCGCCCGCACCCAAUCACUCCUCCAAGAAAACCUCCAUCGACGCCGAGAUCGAAGCCAUCCAGCGCGAGAUCACGCGCCUCACCACGCGCCUCGACGCGCUCCGCCUCGAGAAGGCCAAGCGCGCCAAGCGCCUCGUCGGAAGGGUGGUGCCGGCCAAGUUCAUGGAGCCGCGCCCCAACGCCGUCGUUUCGAGGAAGCCCGAGGAAACGCCGAAGGCGAAGGUGAAGAUCAGUAAUAACAACAAUAAUAACAAUAGUUGGCGGCGUGGGAUGAGUCUGGGACCGGCGGAGAUUGCGGCGACGCCGGCGACCGUGCAGAGUCGGCGGAAGUCGUGCUUCUGGAAGCUUCCGGAGAUCGAGGAGGAAGCGAGGGCGAAAACGGUUGGGAGAGUGAAGAAGAAAGAUGAAGCGGCGUUGGUGGGUCAGGCUCAGGCGAGGAAGUUGUUUGAGAGGGAGAAAGUGAAAGCGGUGUGUGAGAGUAACAAGAAGGGGUUGUUGAGGCAGGGGAGGGUGGUGGCGAGUAGGUAUAAUAGCUGUUGUGAUGUGAAGAAGAGGUCUUUGCCUGAGGGAGGGAGUGAGGUUAGGGUUAAGAAGAGGUGGGAGAUUCCCAAGAAUGGGGGAGAAGAGGAAACUAUGGCCACUGCCACGGCGACGACCACAGCGGUGGCAGUGCUUCCAAAGAUUAGGACGGUUAAGUGUGUGAAUGAUAGCCCCAGAGACUCUGGGGCUGCCAAAAGAGUUGCGGAGUUGGUAGGGAAGAAGCCUUUUUUCAGCAUUGAUGAGAAAGAUGUUUGUCAGGUUCUCGAUUUUGCAGAAGAAGAUGGGUAAUGAAUUAAGGUUUUCAAUUGCAGUAUAAGGAGUCAGUCACUUAUUCACUACUUGCAGUGCUGUAAUGCUGCGAGUGAGUUUCUUUAGUGAUUGACUCGAGUUUGUGAGCCAAGUAAUAUCUGGCUUGUGAGAUAAUGGUAAUGAUAAUGGUUGCUGUAAUUUUUUUGAUUUCUUUAAACUUUGGUAUAGACGGAACUUCCUAAGUUCUGAUUGAUUUUUGUGAGCUGAACCAUGAGGUGAAAGUCCUUUUGUUGGUUUAGUCUUGCCUUUCUAUAUGAUGCUAAAUAAUGAGUAAUGCUUGGUCCUUUUUCA
Molecule: messenger RNA, 1360 nt
Organism: Cajanus cajan (pigeon pea)
Lineage: Eukaryota; Viridiplantae; Streptophyta; Magnoliopsida; Fabales; Fabaceae
Source: RefSeq, a predicted model, not a curated record